CUUUUUUUUUGUGAGUCAAUCAGUUCUUUUUUUUUUAUUCCACCUUUAAACAAUCUAUCACCACUACAUAUACAUAUAACGACACGACAGAUCAUGGGGCAACUAGAUCGACAACUCGAGCAAUUACGCAAUGGAGAAUUUAUCUCAGAGCAAGAAGUAAAAGAAUUAUGCCAAAAAGCAAGAGAAAUCUUAGUUGAAGAAAGCAAUGUUCAGCGUGUCGAUGCUCCAGUAACGAUCUGUGGUGACAUUCACGGGCAAUUCCACGAUUUAAAAGAACUCUUCACAGUGGGCGGCGAAUGCCCCGAUACAAACUACUUGUUUAUGGGUGACUUUGUGGAUCGUGGGUUUUACUCUGUCGAAACGUUCUUGCUGUUACUGGCAUUAAAGGUGCGUUACCCUGACCGAAUAACGCUUAUUCGAGGAAAUCACGAAAGCCGGCAAAUUACACAAGUGUAUGGAUUCUAUGAAGAGUGUAUCCGCAAAUACGGAUCGGCCAAUGUGUGGCGAUACUGUUGUGAGAUUUUUGACUACCUCAGCCUGAGUGCCAUCAUCGAUAACAAAAUCUUUUGCGUUCAUGGAGGAUUAUCACCAAGUAUAACCACACUGGAUCAGAUUCGAACAAUUGACAGAAAGCAAGAAGUUCCACAUGAUGGUGCAAUGUGCGAUUUAUUAUGGUCGGAUCCUGACGAGAUCGAAGGUUGGGGUUAUAGUCCCCGAGGCGCAGGCUAUUUAUUUGGUGGCGAUGUAGUACAACGGUUUUUACAAACAAAUGAUCUGGAAUUGAUUGCACGAGCGCAUCAGUUAGUGAUGGAAGGUUACAAGCUGAUGUUUGACAAUACAAUCGUCACUGUAUGGUCUGCACCAAAUUAUUGUUACAGAUGCGGCAAUAUUGCGGCAAUAUUAAAGCUGGAUGACAGUUUGAAUCGCGAAUACAAAAUAUUUGAUGCUGCACCACAGGUAUGCUAACGAGUUUAUCAUAAGAUAGAGGGUAGAGGGGAUUUGCGUAUGUGCGUGUGUCUGUCUUGUGUGCAUAAACCUUGUACGCUGAUCAUUUUUCAAUUAAACAGCAGGACAGUCGGGGGAUAA
Zychaea mexicana is the source of this 1086-nucleotide messenger RNA. RefSeq names its product serine/threonine-protein phosphatase 4 catalytic subunit. Lineage: Eukaryota; Fungi; Mucoromycota; Mucoromycetes; Mucorales; Lichtheimiaceae. Gene Ontology annotation, cellular component: nucleus; cytoplasm. Gene Ontology annotation, molecular function: protein serine/threonine phosphatase activity. The record is from RefSeq and is a predicted model, not a curated record. The transcript has 9 exons. Gene Ontology annotation, biological process: double-strand break repair via homologous recombination; peptidyl-serine dephosphorylation. Bases 94 to 966 code for a protein of 290 amino acids.